AUCAAUCAACGCUAAAGCAUGGUGAAACUUUUAAUCUAUGGCUUGGAGGCAAGUCCGCCGACGCGUGCCUGUUUGCUGACACUCAAGGCGCUGGAGCUGCCCUUCGAGCUUGUGCACGUUAAUUUGCUGAACGGGGAGCAUUUGACACCUGAGUUUCUGCAAAAGAAUCCACAGCACACGGUGCCGAUGCUGGAGGAUGACGAAGGCUGCAUUUGGGACUCGCAUGCCAUAAUGACCUACCUGGUGGGUAAAUAUGGCAAAGAUGAUGCACUGUAUCCUUUGGAUCAUCAUCAGCGUGCCAUUGUGGAUCAACGGCUGCACUUCGAUUCGGGUCUCAUGUUCACCGGUGCACUGCGUCCCAUAACAAGAGGUAUCCUAAUGCUGGGAGAAACAGUCAUCGAACAGUCUCGAAUUGAUGCCGUUGCUGAAAUCUACGAUCUAGUGGAAUUGUUUUUGGGUGAUAACGAUUUUGUGGCUGGCAAUGAGCUGACCGUAGCUGACUUUAGCUUUGUAUCAUCGAUAAGCGGCUUGUGGAUCUACCUGCCGAUAGAUCCGGCUAAGUAUCCCAAAAUUUUGGCCUGGCUGGAACGUAUUAAGGAGCUGCCCUACUACGAGGAGGCCAAUGGCAUGGGCGCUACACAACUAGAGACAAUUGUUAAGUCGAAAAACUUUACAAUUGCAACCUAGGUUGCAUUUUAUUAAAAUAAAUUCCUAAGUUAACUAAUAUAUGUUAAUUAGCUAACACAAACCAUUUAUUUGAAUAGCAGAUUAUAAAAACACUCUCUUUAUGGUGAAAUAUUUGUUUACCAAAGUAUAAUGGAAAAUGCAGAGUCACGACGCGUCAGCGCAUUGAAGAGAGCGCGAUCACAGUUAAAAUAGCUUAUUUACAAAUACUUCAAACACUAAGAGAGCAAGCAAUCGACUAGUCAGCAUAAGCAUAUGUUUCCACGUAUAGUGAGAGAAGAAGAGAAACUACUAGAACAGCCAAUGAACAUUUAGCGAACAGUAAAUUUCUAAAAAUAACUAAGAGAGCAUGAGCUAAGCAAAGUUCAAUAGCAAACAUCUAAGCACCUACUUAUGCACUGCUUAAGUUCUGUGUUACUUGCAUAAAAAUAAA
This is a messenger RNA of Drosophila hydei, 1117 nucleotides long. Its product is annotated as glutathione S-transferase 1-like. The transcript has a single exon. Gene Ontology annotation, biological process: glutathione metabolic process. NCBI's taxonomy places the organism in Eukaryota, Metazoa, Arthropoda, Insecta, Diptera, Drosophilidae. Gene Ontology annotation, molecular function: glutathione transferase activity. The coding region runs from base 19 to 687 and encodes 222 amino acids. The record is from RefSeq and is a predicted model, not a curated record.